CACAUUGGUAAGUUUGCAUGUGACACCGCUUUCAAAUUCGCAUGUGAAAAAUGGAAAAAACAACAGAAAAUGAAACUAAAACGGAGUUCGAAGAAGUAAAGAAUGAUGACAGUGUAAAACUUGAAGAUACAAAUGCCGAAGAUGGUGAAACACAAAAGAAGAAGAAAAAGAAACGGAAGAAGAAGAAAGCUGAUGAUGAAGGCCAACAAGGGAGAGGGUUAACAAUAUCUCUGACAAAACUAGAAAAUCAGAAUAUCAUAGAAGGAGUUCACAUCAAGACAGGGACUUUUGGAUUCUUUCAUGUGAGGAAAGCUAUCCAACUAGCUUACAGUAAUGUCCAGUGGUUCUGCUCAGGUGCCCAAGGAGAAGAUGGAGAGAAGAAGAAAAAAAAGAAAAAGAAGAAGAAAGGAGGUACAAAUAAGCAACAAACAGAUCCACCGUCAAUAUCAAUAGCAGAGCUGUAUACAGAUGGUAACUUCCCAGAGGGAGAAAUAUUGGAUCAUCCUAUUGCAGCUAAUGAUCAGACAGCAAAGGACAGAUUCUCAAGUGAAGAAAAGAGAGCAUUAGACAGGGCCAAUACAGAUCUUUAUCAAGAAGUUAGAUUAGCUGCUGAGGCACAUAGACAGACAAGACAGCAUAUGCAAAAAAUAAUUAAACCUGGCAUGACUAUGAUUGAAAUAUGUGAAACACUGGAAGGGAUAUCAAGAAAGUUGAUUGGUGAGAAAGGACUUGAAGCUGGUUUGGCUUUCCCUACAGGCUGUUCACUAAACCAUUGCGCUGCUCACUACACACCAAAUGCCGGGGACCCGACUGUGUUACAGUAUGAUGAUGUUUGCAAGAUUGACUUUGGAACACACAUAAAUGGUCACAUCAUAGACUGUGCUUUCACAAUGACCUUUAACCCAAAGUAUGACAAACUUUUAGAGGCUGUAAAAGCUGCUACAAACACUGGAAUAAAGGAGGCUGGUAUAGAUGCCAGACUUGGUGAGGUUGGAUCUGCCAUACAGGAGGUCAUGGAAUCUUAUGAAGUAGAACUAGACGGAAAAACUUAUCAAGUUAAAUCAAUACGAAACCUCAAUGGUCAUUCUAUAGGUCCAUAUAGAAUACAUGCAGGGAAGACUGUGCCAAUUGUUAAAGGCGGGGAGCAAACCAAAAUGGAGGAAAUGGAAUUCUAUGCUAUAGAAACAUUUGGUAGUACAGGAAGAGGUGUUGUUCAUGAUGAUAUGGAAACCUCACACUACAUGAAAAACUUUGAUGUCGGCCAUGUACCUUUAAGAUUACAAAGAGCUAAAACAUUGCUUAACACAAUCAAUCAGAACUUUGGGACGUUAGCAUUCUGUCGACGAUGGUUGGACCGUCUUGGGGAGUCUAAAUACCUCAUGGGCUUGAAGAACCUCUGUGAUGUUGGCAUCUUAGACCCGUAUCCUCCCCUGUGUGAUAUAAAGGGCUGUUACACCGCCCAGUUCGAGCACACGUUACUCCUGAGGCCAACCUGCAAGGAAAUUAUCAGCCGAGGAGACGACUUUUAACCAUUACACUGCUAUAUUUUUGUAUAAUGGUCUAGACCGGUUUUGAACUGAAUCUAUUCUAGUGGCAAAGACUUAACACUUUCCAUUCAGACAGGUUUAAAGUUUAAGCUGAAAAUAUUGUAUCUAUGAUGCAAAGAGUAAUUUACAAGUUUUUUUCCCCAAAUGGUUUUGAUAUAAAAAAAGCAUAGAAAUUUAGAAGUUGAGGGUUGUCAUGUCAAACUGCUCAAGUAUGCUGGCUGGCCUCAUUUUAUCACUUAUACUGGUACAAAGGCAAGUCCUUAUUGCCACUAGCAGUGAAAGAGUUCUUUAAACAGUUAUACACCUUGUUAUUAGCUGUAAAUACAAUGUGAUGAAAUACAGUAGCAAAAUAAAUUCGAUAUGAUAUCUUCAGAUUGUAGUGAUAUUCUUACCUAUAAACAAAAAUAUAUGCUUGGUUAAUAAUAUGUUAAGAAUACUGUCUUUGUAACUGUUACUAUUUCAAGUAAGAAGUAAUUAAAAUCAUAUUUAGCUCACCUGUGCUCAUGGUGAGCUUCUGUGAUCCCCUAUGUCUGUGUUCUUGUCUGUUUAUACUCAACAAUUACUUUAAACCACAUAUCUUUUGUAACGAAUGUCUAGAUAUUAACCACAAUUAACUGGAAUGAUUUUCAUCGUGAUUUACGGAUGUAUGUACUGGCCUGACUAUAUACUGGUGUCAAAGGCUGGUCACUUUCUGUUCAAACGGCGAUUAAGGGUUAGUGCAGAAAAUAUAUCAUAUCUAGAAUAAUUGAUUUUGCUUGCCACGUAAGAUUUUUAUAUUUCAUUUAAAUUUGUUAGUGUGAAAAAUUGGAAGUUUAUCAUAAAAUUUUCACUAGUUUGACAGCAUGUGUACAAGCUUGACAGUGCGCAUGUUAAUAUAAAAGCUAAGAACUUGCACAGGUUCAAACGUGACAGCACAUGUGGUCAAGUAUGACUUGCAUUGGCACAAAGUUGAAACUGAAUCAGUUUUUUAAGCCAUUUGUUUUGUUUUUACUUUUAUUAAGAAAUCGGCUUUUUUAAUAGAGUUUUCAUUGAUAUUGUCAAACCUGGAUUGUAAUACAUAUUGUAAUACAUUGAUUGUUAUAAAUGGAAAAAAAUAUUUGAAAUGUUAAAAAGUCUAGAAACCACUGACAGUACUUGGCGUGCAAGUAAGUUUAACAAGUAUCGAGGAAUGAGGAUACUUUACCAGGGUACAUAUAGUUGACACUGCUCUGAAGUUACCGGUACACUGGCAUAUUGUUGAACCGCUUCUUUUUAAGAAAUACAAAAUUGUUAAGUGUCAAUAUAUAGUUUAUCAGUAUUUCAUAAUUGUAUAAAGAUAUAUUUUCCAAAAAGCUCAUAUUAUUUUACAAAAAGUGUAUUUGGAAUGGCUCUUAAAUGUUUUUUUAUGACCGCCUCCGUGGUUGAGGGGUUAGAGUCAAUGACUUCUAAUCCAGUUACCUCUCUGGCGUGGGUCCGAUCCCCGGGAGAUGCUUUGGUAGUUUAGCGCGGAGGAAGGUAGUCUGGUACUGGUGUAACUCUCCAGGAACGAUGGUUAGGAAACUACCCGAAAUACUGUUGGAAAAAGGCGUAAAAUGAAACAAACAAACAAUUAAAUCUUGUAGAAACUAUGGUACAUCAUUGUGGAAAUUGUGUAAUUUUAAUAUGUUGAGCAGCAUAUAAACUCUUUAAUUUGUGUUAAACUGAAAAUAAUUGAUAUUAUAGUGUGCUAUUGAAAAAAAAGUGCUGAAAUAAAAAAUUGAUUAAU
This is a messenger RNA of Ruditapes philippinarum (Manila clam), 3291 nucleotides long. Its product is annotated as methionine aminopeptidase 2-like. Bases 51 to 1529 code for a protein of 492 amino acids. The record is from RefSeq and is a predicted model, not a curated record. Lineage: Eukaryota; Metazoa; Mollusca; Bivalvia; Venerida; Veneridae. The transcript is spliced from 11 exons. Gene Ontology annotation, biological process: proteolysis. Gene Ontology annotation, molecular function: metalloaminopeptidase activity.